CCUCGGACCAGCAGAAGUUCCACCAGACCCCUCUUCGAUGUCCCCGUUUUAUGCCUGUGUCCUUCAGAGUCCCCCAUGAUUUAAGGUAUAUUGCUAAGGCACUGUUUGCUCCCACCGAAUGCGACCUCUGGGAGAUUCAUUGGAAAAAACUGUUGAAACCACUCCUGCGCAAGUAUGAUCUCGCAGAGGUGGUGGGAGAGGGGGAUGAGGCAAUGGAAGCCCUUGCUGGAGAAGGGGAGUUCAGCAGUCCGGAGGACCAAAUUCUACUAGCACAGGAGCUGCUUCAGGACAUAGCAGCAGCGGGAAAGGAGGCACUCCUGAAGAUACCGGAUGCGACAAGGGUACCAGCCAGCGGGAAACUGGCGGCGAAGCGCGAGGAAGGGCCGCGCGAUGACACCAAGUGGCCCUUCUCAGCAUCCCAGCCUCCCGACCAUCAGGGAGGACGAGUGGCCGCGUGGCCAAGUCCAGCAGUUCAGCGCAGCCACGAGGACGGACUCCGCCUCUUCCGCCGGACAGGUACCCUAAAUCAGGGCAAUCAUCAGGUCCUCCGCAGCAGCGUCACCAUCUCUCUCCAGGAUGAGGACCUGACGAGAAUUCCUGCUGGGUUCCUGGGCCCCCUCCACGACUGUCGGGACACCACCGUGCUCAUCUUAGAAGACUCCUUCAACACGCCAAAUGAAAUCACCAUCUUAGCUGAGGGAAAGUCGGUGCAGAUGCGGCUCAUGGCAGACACAGGAGCUGACGUGACCAUCAUCCCCCAGGUGAGGUGGCCCAGCGACUGGGAGCUUGUGCCCCCUUGCGGCAGGAUCUCCGGUGUGGGCGGAGCGGUCCACUCUCUGAGGAGUAGGCAUCUUGUGUGCGUGGAAGGUCCGGAAGGACAAUUGGCAACGACUUUUGUAGCGCAGAUUUUAUCACCUGUGCGUCGGCUUUUCCCUGAGGCCAUCAUCCUGCAUGACAUGGAUGAUGUGCUAGUUUGUGCUUCCGACUCGACAUACCUAAAGGCAACACUGGACAAGACUAUUAAGGCUAUCAAAGCUGCAGGGCUCCAGAUAGCAGAAGAGAAGAUCCAAUUCUCAGCACCAUGGAGGUACCUCGGAUUCCUCAUCACGGGAAGGACAGUGACGCCACAGACACUGACCAUCAACAAGGAUCCGAAGACUCUGCGAGACCUUCAGCAGCUGUGCGGAACGAUCACCUGGAUCCGCCCCCUCCUGGGACUGACGACUGAGGAGCUGUCACCUCUCUUCUGUCUGCUUCGAGGCGACGGAGACCUCGCCUCACCACGCGAGCUGACACCUGCCGCGCGGGAAGCCCUGCAACGGGUUGCUGUUGCUCUGAAGUCUCGCCAGGCACACCGCGUGGUCCGGACCCUUCCCGUGAACUUCGCGGUGUUGGGUAAGUGCCCCCACCUCCAUGGGCUUCUCUUCCAGUGGGAUAACAGAGCAUCUGAUCCCCUGGUCAUCUUAGAGUGGCUCUUCCUCCCACACCAGCCCUCUAGGACGAUCACGACCCCUGCAGAAUUGCUAGCCACUUUAAUAAUGAAGGCACGACACCGCCUCUGAACCCUCGCAGGGUGUGACCCUGAGUGCAUUUACUUACCUGUUAGAUUAGAUCAAUUGGACUCGUUGUUGCAAACUAAUGAAAAUUUGCUCAUUGCUCUGGACAGCUUCCCCGGACAAAUUUCGGUUCACUAUCCUAAGCAUAAAUUGUUUAAGGAUACAUUGCAUUUGGCCCCGAGAAUGUUUAAAAGCAAAACACCAAUUCCAGGUGCUCUCACGGUGUUCACCGAUGAGUCGGGCAGAUCCCACAAAUCGGUGAUCACUUGGAAGGACCCGGACAGUCAGAAGUGGGAGUCUGACGUCCAAGUGGUUGAGGGUUCCCCCCAGAUGGCGGAACUUGCCGCAGUCGUGAGAGCAUUCAAAAAAUUUCAACAGCCUCUGAAUGUGGUCACUGAUUCGGCCUAUGUCGCUGGGCUAGCAGAAAGGGCCGAAGGUGCCCUCCUCAAAGAAGUUUCAAACACAAAUUUAUACCGUUUACUCUCUGAUCUCAUUUGGCUACUUUCCCAUAGAGAGCAACCUUAUCAUAUCAUGCACGUAAGGGCACACACCGAUUUACCCGGAGAGAUCACUGAGGGUAAUCGGAAAGCGGACCUCCUAGCCAUGUCAACACAAAUAUCUGCAACCGCUUCAACCACCUUACCAGACAUACUCCGGUAAGCGUGGCUCAGCCGUGCAUUUUACCACCAGAAUGCCCCGGCUCUAAUGCGACAGUUUAAGAUCUCGAUAGCACAGGCAAGAACCAUUGUUUCUACCUGCCCGAGCUGCCAGUCUUUCGCUCUUCCUUCCCUCAUUUCGGGGACAAAUCCCCGAGGGUUGGGAGCGCUAGAGAUAUGGCAGACAGAUGUAACACACUUCGAGCCGUUUGGUCGGAUGAAAUACAUACAUGUCUCUAUUGACACGUUUUCCGGCGCAGUGUUUGCCUCCGUCCAUGCAGGCGAAAAAACCAGGGAUGCCAUGAAACAUCUUUUCAUGGCAUUCUCUACGUUGGGAGUCCCAUCUCACAUAAAAACUGAUAAUGGCCCAUGCUAUGCGUCAAAGCGCUUCGGUGAGUUUGCGCAACAGUGGGGAAUUUCCCAUACCACCGGAAUUCCCCACAAUCCUACAGGACAGGCGAUAAUAGAGAGGGCCCACAGAAAUCUAAAAAGGCUCCUUGAACAACAACAUAAGCCGGACAUUACAGUGAGCCCAGCCGAAAGGUUAUGUAAGGCCCUGUAUGUCCUGAAUUUUUUAAACUGCUCAGAAAGGGAGCCUGACCCUCCUAUUAUCCGCCAUUUUCACAAUAACACCAGAGCGCAACUCGCCGAGAGGCCACCAGUCUUGAUAAAGGACCCAGAAUCCAAAGCUAUCCAGGGCCCUUUCCCUCUAAUAACCUGGGGGAGAGGGUAUGCCUGUGUUUCUACAGAUAAAGGACCAAGAUGGAUUCCGGGGAAAUAUGUCAAGCCCUUCGUAGAGGUGCCAGCUCAGCAAGACAACGUGUCCUUGGUGCAAAGCACCGAGAACACCUCAUCGCUGGACGGAGUUUCCACUGCCUGGAAGAGGAGGAGAAGAAAGACCGUUCCUCCCAAUAUCGUCACACGUGUCAUGAUUACCCGAAGAUAUUUUCCCCCGCUGAACUCUAUGUACCCAAUUACCCCAUCGCCCCCUGUACCCUUUCCUUUCCCCUAACCUCCCCUUUCCCUCAAUCCUUACCCCUUUUCUCUAAUUUUAUUUAGUGCUUAUUUAGUAAAUAAAAACGGGGGAGGUUGGGGAGGGACCACUGAGGAAAAUUUAUCAUUCAAGUUAUGCUU
Messenger RNA from Vidua chalybeata, 3346 nucleotides. RefSeq lists its product as uncharacterized. The coding region runs from base 51 to 1562 and encodes 503 amino acids. The transcript has 5 exons. Gene Ontology annotation, molecular function: aspartic-type endopeptidase activity; RNA stem-loop binding; RNA-directed DNA polymerase activity. Gene Ontology annotation, biological process: viral process; RNA-templated DNA biosynthetic process; proteolysis. The record is from RefSeq and is a predicted model, not a curated record. Lineage: Eukaryota; Metazoa; Chordata; Aves; Passeriformes; Viduidae.